Molecule: messenger RNA, 2910 nt
Organism: Rhodamnia argentea
Lineage: Eukaryota; Viridiplantae; Streptophyta; Magnoliopsida; Myrtales; Myrtaceae
Product: receptor like protein 26-like
Exons: 6
Coding region: 1-2910 (969 amino acids)
Molecular function (GO): protein binding
Source: RefSeq, a predicted model, not a curated record
AUGAUGGAAAAGAUAUGGAAGGCACUGAACAACAAGGAGUCGUACAUGCAGACAGGCCGCUGGUGGACGCCGUUUGCCAUUCCCGAAUCGUCUAGUUCUGUUCUAGUCUGUUUUGAGGCCGAGAAAUCUGAAGAGCUAGAAUCUUCCUUCAUAGCUUCUUCGCUGGCGCUAACCACCCGUGACAACGCCUCCGAGACCUCGGGUUAUCUGUUCUAUCGCCAUUCAUGGCCGGAGACUGCAUCUGCAAGUUGUAUCGUGAUAUGUGCAUAUGAUUUCGCUAGGCUGGCUUCUGGUUCCUUUGAUUUUGAGUCACGGCCGAGGCUUCUGAAUGACUCUGUUGCUUCGUUUUCUGUCCCUGAGUUCCGUUUGCCUCCUGAGUAUUCUGGUUAUGUGUAUGUGUGGUGGCCGGUGGACGUUUGUAUGGAUUGCUUAAGGUGCAGGAUGGACAUCAAUGGGAAAGUCCCAUCAGAUAUCUCGCGGCUCUCGAGAUUAGUUUCUCUUGAUUUGUCAUGGGAGAGGGAUCUUGAGAUGCCCAACCUAGGCAAUUUUGUUCAGAACUUAACUAUGCUUAGAGAACUUGAUCUCUCUGACAUAAACAUGUCAUCACCAUUCCCUCAUGUACUUGCAAACUUGUCCUCUUUGAAGUCGCUUAAACUUGCAGAAUGUCAAUUAUAUGGAGAAUUUCCUGUGAACAUCUUUCGGUUACCAAACCCGGAAGUCCUCAUCAUCGGACCUAAUUACAACCUUUAUGGUUUUAUUCCCGAACUACAUUGGGGUUGUGGUUUCUCGGGUUCACUUCACGCUUCACUAGGUAAUCUUUACGAGCUCACUUAUCUGGAUAUAUCGAGAAAUAAAUUCCUAGGUUCACUUCCCGCUUCAUUGGGUAAUCUUUACGAGCUCGCUUAUCUGGAUAUAUCAAGAAAUAAAUUCCAAGGAUCACUUCCUGCUUCAUUGGGUAAUCUUUACGAGCUCGCUCAUCUGGAUAUAUCGGAAAAUAAAUUCCAGGGCCAAAUCCCCGCUUGCUUCGCUAAUCUUAUUCGGUUGUCCACUCUACAUCUCUCUUCUACUAAUUUUAGCGGUGGCAUUUGGCAUUGGCUUGCCAACUUGGCAAAACCGACCGAGUUGGACCUUGCAGAUGCUCAGCUAAGCGGUCCAAUUCCAUCUUCAUUCCGGAACUUGACGCGGUUGGCUGGGCUCACCCUUCCAUAUAACAAUUUGCAAGGUGAAAUCCCAAACUCAUUAUGGGAACUCAAGGAUCUUGAAACUCUGGAUCUUAGUGGGAAUAAUUUGAGUGGCACCGUGGAUUUGCACAGACUCAAGAACUUGGAAAUAUUAUCUUUGAACUUCAACAACAUAUCUUUUGUUAGCAAGACCGAGAUGAAUACCAUGCUUCCAAAACUUUUCAUUUUAAGUUUAGAAUCAUGCUACUUACAUGAGUUCCCCAAGAUUUUAGGCCACCUAAGCGGAUUAGAGUUGAUAGAUCUUUCACACAAUAAAAUCGGAGGGAGUAUUCCCACUUGGAUAGGGAAUGGUAGCAGAGAAUCCUUGUGGGGUGUGGAUCUUUCUCACAAUUUUCUAACCGGCUUUGUGGACAACCGCAUCAAUCUGCUACUACCUAACUUGAUCUAUCUUGACAUUAGUUCUAACUUGCUCAAAACGGAACUCCCUACUCCACCUCCAUCAAUGUCUUAUUACAAUAUCUCCAACAACAUCCUCUUCGGAGAUAUUCAAUCUAUUUGUGGAGCCAAGUCCCUCGUCGUUCUUGAUUUGUCCAACAAUAGUCCGAAUGACACCAUUCCUACAUGCCUCGAGAACAUUCAUUCUUUGUCAAUUUUGGAUCUUGGGAAAAAUGAACUUGAGGGUAGCAUUCCUCAGGCUUACCCUAAAGGUUGUGCAUUGAAUGUUAUUGACUCGGCAGAGAAUCGACUGCAAGGGUCCGUCCCAAGAUCUUUGACGAAAUGUAAAAUGUUAGAGUAUUUGAACCUUGGUUACAAUCAAAUUCUCGAUGGGUUCCCUUUAUGGCUAUCGAAGUUGACCGAGCUGAAAGUUGUUAUCUUGAAAUCCAAUAAUUUCCAUGGGCCAAUAGAAACAUAUCGAAGCCGGUUUAACUUUAGCAAUUUGCAUAUUAUGGACCUUUCCGACAAUAGUUUCGAUGGUGAACUUCCUUCCGAGAUGUUGCAAAGUUUCCAUGCCAUGAAAGUACCGGUUGGUCAAGAUAGAUUGGAAUAUAUGAAUACCUUGGAAAAUGUCACUACGCCCUCGGAUACACUUCAAUAUAUUGUCGAUUAUAGAAUGAAAUUGAUGAACAGGGGGCACGAAAGGGAAUACCCGAAGGUUCCAUAUGCCCUUAUGGGAAUUGACCUCUCCAAUAACAAAUUUCAAGGGUGCAUACUUGAUGCCAUUGGGGAUUUGAAGUCGCUUCUCCUGCUUAGCCUUUCGAACAACAUUCUCACCGGCUCUAUCCCUCUGUCCUUAGCAAACCCGACAAGACUAGAAUCUCUAGAUCUUUCUCGAAAUAAGCUCUCAGGAGAGAUCCCUCAACAGCUAGCCCAACUUACGUUUCUCUCAUCUUUCAAUGUCUCUCAUAAUCAACUGUCGGGACCAAUACCACAAGGGAGCCAGUUCAACACUUUCACGAUCGAUUCAUUUGCCAUGAAUGAGGGGUUAUGCGGAGAUCCCUUGCCCAAAAAAUGCACCAUGGUUGGGGAUAACUUACCAUUCCCACCAUCUCGAAUGGAAAGCGAAGAGUCUCCGUUUAACUUGGAUUGGAAAUUUGUGCUAAUUGGCGUUGGAGUCGGGUUUUUGGUCGGCGUUGUGCUAGGGAACCCGAUCAUUGACGAGAAGAGUAAGUGGUUUGUAUACUACUCCAAGAGAAUGGCAAAAAGAUGGAAUAGAUUGGGAAGGCACUGA